AUGGCCAGUGGCAAGACCCCCCGGCCCAUGAGGUCCUCCAGAAGGGCGGAUGGAUUCCAGAGCCGAGUGGUAGCAUCUCGUAAUCCCAAGCUGGUCAGAGAGGCAGAAGAGUCUCUCAGCAGCAAGCAAAGGCUGGCGAGGCCUCGGGAGAUGAGGCGGCCCCGGACUGCCCAGCUUCGGGACAUGGGUGAAGCCUGCCAUCAAAAGUUCUCAGCCGUUGAGCGGCACCAGAGGUCGUUCCAGCCUUUCCCAUCCGAGGUGGUGUUUGAGAACUACCUUCCCCACCAGUUCUACAUAGCGGCGCUAGCUCUGAGGAACAAAGACAGGGUUCCUCGUCUGCUGAACGUCAUCCUGGGGAACUCUCCUUACUUUGAGUUGAUCAGCCCGAGUGAUGAGGACUAUAAGGUAGCCCCGGGCAUGUCUUCAACCUACCGCAUCCUUUUCCGACCUGAUGAGAACAAGGAUUAUUUUGAGGAUCUUAUCAUCAUCACAGAGAGGGAGAAGUUCUUUGUGCCUAUCCGAGCCAUAGGUGCCCGAGCCAGCCUGGACUUCCCUGAGCAGCUGAACUUCUCCGAGUGUCCAGUCAGGUUCAGCACCCAGAAGACUCUGCUGGUGCACAAUGUGGGGAAGCGGGAGGCUUGCUACAGCAUCACCACUGUGAGCCCUUUCUCUGUGGAUCCCUCCAUUGGGACUCUUGGUGUUGGAGAAGCGAUGCAAGUCACGGUGGAAUUUCACCCACCAAAGACCGGUGUUUAUACAAGUCCCAUGAUUGUUCACUAUGACACAGCGCAUGAGGGAGAUAUCUUGCCAAAUUCUUCACUUGAAAUCAAUGUGAUCUUUAAGCCCAAAGAAGCCAGAGUCUACCAAGAGGCAGCCUACUGUGACAUCUCAGGCUGUGAGACCAGGCUGCCCCUGUGCAUCAGCGGGGAAGGCGUCGGGCCCCAGGUGGAACUGAGCUGCAACCAGCUGAGCGUUGGGAAGGUGUUUGUUGGCUCAAGCCACAGCUAUGGGGUGCUCCUGCUCAACAGAGGAGUUACUGAGGCUCCCUUCAGCGUGGUGUAUCCGGAGAGAGCUCUGGACUCCUGCUUCACCUUUGCCCCCCGGGAGGGCAUGCUUUUGCCUUUGGAGCAUCAGGUCAUCCGGAUCUCCUUCAAUGCCACUGUCCUGGGGCAGUUCACAGAAGAAUUCCAGUUCAGUGUGAAGGGAUCCCCUGAGCCUCUGACACUGACUGUGAGUGGCUGUGUCAUUGGGCCAGCGUUUCAUUUCGAUGUAUCAUCCCUCCACUUUGGUGAAGUCUCCUUCGGCUUUCCUCGCACCCUGUGCUGCCGCCUCACUAACACUUCCCCGGUGCCCUUCAACUUCAACCUUCGCAUUCCCGGGGACGGUUUGGGAGCACCCAGCGUGACCAGUUUUGCUCAGGUGUCAGAGUGCACUGGUCUGUCGUGGAGAAAGAGAGGACGAGGUGCCAACAAGCCAGCUGAAUUUACUAUCAGGCCCUUCAGAGGGACUGUCUGCUCCAAGGGACACUUGGAUAUCCAGGUCACCCUGUGCUCCAACACCGUGAAGAGAUACAAGCUGGCCCUGGUGGUAGAUGUGGAUGGUGUUGGCAGAGAGGUGUUAUCGCUGCCCAUCAGAGCCAGAUGUGUAGUUCCCCCACUGCGAGUGCUCCAGCCGGCUGUGACAUUUGGACGAUGCUGUCUCAAAGUCCCUUAUCAGCAGAUGCUGACCCUUGUGAACGACAGCAACCUUCCAGGCUGCUACUGGGCUCUUCCUCAGGAGAACAAGGAGGCUGCUGCUGUGUGGUACUCCAGCCCUGAGCCCCGUGGGAUUCUCCAGCCUCACAGCUCGGUGGAGAUCCCGUUCACACUGGAAGUCCAGGUGACGGGAAAGCAGGACACCGUUGCUCAUGUUGCUGUGUUUGGGAGUAAGAAAUCCCCACUGAAAAUCCAUUUCUUGAGCACUGGAGAAGGACCAGUUGUCCAUGUGCAGCCAAGCCAGAUAAAUUUUGGCAGCAUCCAGGUUCUACAAGAUGCUUCCCGAACCCUCCACCUCUCCAAUCAGUCUGUCAUCCCUGCAUCCUUCUCGGCAAAGAUGGCUGCUGAAAACUCGCGCUGGAGUAUAGGACCCAGUCAAGGAGUGAUCCCUGCCAAGGCCGAGGUGUCUGUGGCUGUCACUGCAAACUUGGAUGACACGGAGCAAUUCAAGGACGAGGUGGUGCUGUUCAUUGAGAACAGUCGUGCCUGCGUCAUCCCUGUCCAGGCUGUUGGCAUUGGCAGCACGAUUGUCAUUGACAAACCCUUUGGGCCGGAGCUCAGCCUGGGAGCCUGCUUCAGCGUGGAUCCCUGCUGUUACCGCUUCAAGAUGACAAACAGAGGACGACGCGCCCAUCUGCUCUAUUGGACCACAGAAGGUGGCACCACACUUGAGCAGCACGAGCGUCUCCCUCACACCAAGGGCAAGGUUUCCUCCUGCGGCCCCGUGUUUAAGCUGCAGCCGCUGAGGACGGAGCUGAUGCCUGGCCAGACAGCAGAGAUGCUGCUGGAAGGCUCCUGCAGCACUCCCCAGGUGGUGAAGGAGAAGCUGCUGUGUCACACCAUGGUGGGCAAGGAGGGAGUGAAGAAUCUGAUCAUGCAGGUGGACGUCAUGUGCGAGUUCAUUGCUCCUGCUCUGCAAAUAUCCACCAGAGAAAUCACUUUCCGGGUGGAGAAGCACCCCGGUGAUGUCCUGACUCUUCAGUACAAGCCUCUGUCUUUAAAGAACGUCUGCUCCCUGCCCCUCAGCGUGGUCCUCACCUUAGAGCAGCCCUUCUCCAUCUGCACUGUGGACCAGCAGCCUCUGCCUGCAGAUGCUCAGCCCAUGAAGCUGAAGACAGGGGAGGAACUUCAACUCUGCAUUGGAUUUAACCCUGCUUAUGAGGAGGAUUUGCUUAUCCGGGCAGCAGAGAAGGCUCUGAAGGUCAAGUUCCUGGAGCAUCCUCAUGAAGAGCAGGUGACCGUUCGGGGAGAAGUCUACUUCCCGAAUCUUCAGAUCCAGACCACGGCCCUGGACUUUGGCUGCAUCUUAAAUGACACCAAAGAUGUGCGUUACAUGGAGAUGACCAACUGCAGCCCACUGGUUGUCCAGUACCACUGGUCAUUCCUGAAGGACAGCCAGGUGAACCCAGUGAGGUUCAUGGAGACAGAGCCCCUGGCCUUGGGUGUGGAGGAGGUAAGUUUCGCUCUCCUGCCGCUGCAGGGUGAGCUGCAGCCGGGCCAGAGCCAGCGCGUCACCUUCACCUUCUUCGGCCACGCCAACCGCGUCACCCAGGGCACGGUGCUGUGCAGGGUGGAGGGAGGCCCGAGCUAUGAGGUGGCUCUGCGUGGGGAGGCCUCAGGCAUCAGCUACCUCCUGGACACCACCGAGAUCAACUGCGGGCUGCAGGUGUUUAACAAAGUCACAGAAGCAGCAGUGACCCUGCAGAACAGCGGGAAGCUGGGAUUUGCCUUUGUGGUGCUGAGCCCCGGCACAGGCACUGCAGCCAGCCCUCUGCCUGGCGUGCCCCUGGUCGUGCCCAGCACGGGUUACGUUGAACCUGGCAAGCAGCAAGUGCUGAAAGUCUAUUACCUGCCAGGAGUGCCUGGAGUCUUCUGCAGGGCUUUCCAGAUCCAAGUGGGUCACCUGGAGCCAGAAAAAAUCUGCCUGAAAGGAGAAGGCACCUUUCCCAGGAUCCACUUGGACCUGCCCAGGAACAUCAAAGGCAACGCCAAAUAUGAGAACAUCCUCCAGAAGGCCCAAGAAAAGCUGGACAAAGACAGCCAGAGAGACGAGGCCAUUGCUCUGGGGGAGGCUGUGGCAGCCGAGCCCCGCAUGGACGACUCAGGCACCGUGUGGGCUGCUCAGCUGCAGAUGCAGAUGGAGGAGAUGCUGACGGAGGAACAUGCCGUGGAGCAGCAGAAAGCUCUCAGCUCUCGUCCCCCAGAGGACACUGCCUUUCAGCCAGCUGUCCUUACUCCUCCUUUCAGAGCUGAGCUGCCCGAAUACAUCCUGGACCUUGGCUAUGUCGUUCCCGGUGACAUCCACACACACACGGUGAAGAUCACCAACACCGGGCACUUCCCUGCAUCUUUCCAUGCUGAUGGAUAUGUCCUGUAUAACACAGGCUUCAGCGUGUGCCUGGAGCGUGUGAAGCGCCUGCCCUCCUGUGAGAGCAAGACAUUUGAAGUGUGCUGACCACAAAGUGCCAACCUGCCCCUGGGAAAAGUGGAUGUGCUCCUGCCCAUCAAGGUCAGAGGAGGCCCCACAUUCCAGGUCCGCCUCCAUGCCAUGGUGGCUGAGCCGUCCCUCUGCCUGUCCAGGGACAGGCUGGAGUUCUCCGCUGUCCAGUGUGGGCAGUGGCAGGAAGAAACCAUCCAGCUCCACAACACGUUCCAGGUCCCCUGUAAAUGGUCCAUCAGCAUGAAUGAUCCUGUUCAGGAGGUGGACAAACAUCUGCCAGGGAGCGAGCAAUCAGAAGCUGCUGGAGGAGAUGAAGUCUGUGCCCGUGGCUUUGAGGUGCUGCCCUCGGCUGGAAGCCUCGCUCCAGGACAGCAGUGCCACGUCCAAGUCCGUUUUUCACCCACGGAAGAGAAGUGCUACCGGGGCGAGCUGCAGAUCCAGAUUUGCCAGAGCAGCCAACGCCUGCAGGUGCCGGUCUUGGGACGUGGUCUGGAGCCACGGCUGGAGUCCAUCCCCACAGAGCUGGAGCUGGGACCGCUGCUGCCCCAGAGCCAUGGGGAAGAGGGGACAGUGGUGGUGAAGAAGCCCUGUGAGGUUUACUCAGUGCAGUUUGAGCAGCAGCACCUUGCUGAGGAGCAGCUCCUGCGGACACCAAAAGAUGACAACAGCCCCAACAGCUUGUUGCUGCCUCCAGUUGCCCCAGGAGAGAAGCUG
Messenger RNA from Melopsittacus undulatus (budgerigar), 4908 nucleotides. Its product is annotated as hydrocephalus-inducing protein homolog. The record is from RefSeq and is a predicted model, not a curated record. NCBI's taxonomy places the organism in Eukaryota, Metazoa, Chordata, Aves, Psittaciformes, Psittaculidae. Gene Ontology annotation, cellular component: axoneme. Gene Ontology annotation, biological process: axonemal central apparatus assembly; cilium movement.